AGGCAGUGUUUCUUCUGGGUUCUUUCAAAACCUGAAACCAUGGAUGAUAGGAUUAGACGCCAAGGAGGAUGUGAAAGUUAUCAUCAAGAUGCACGGAGAGCAUCCACAAGAUCCCAGUACAGAAAACCGCCUUCUGGGCCCUGGCACCCUACUGUACCUACAUGGGAGAAGAAGUUUUGCACCAUAGUUGGUUCAGUUCCUUGGAGAAAAAUCUUGGAAGCCAAGAAGGUAAUGCCUUUCCAUGAGAAUGUGCUCAAGUGGAAUGAUUCAGCUGGCAGACAGGCAUUCGACAAUGCAAAGAGCCGCUUUUGGGCAGAGAUCAAUGGCCUCCCCUGUGAAAUUUCUCUGCCUGACCCAGAUAUCUACAUUGAUGAAAUUGCCUGGAACUGUGAUAUUGAUCCAGAGCUGUUGUUGGAUUUAGAGCAAGAACCGCUACCUUUUGAUAAAGAUGACAAAGAGGGGAAGUCUACGCUUGUUGUUGAUUCUCUCUUCUUAAAUCAGUCAGUUCCAUGCUCCGGAUGGGGUGAUGCAGAGGAAGAUCCAGUUGGAAAUGUUGAUGACUCAUCGGAACCAGGAUUGCAAGUUUGUGUUCCAAAUGCCAAUAAUGCUGACAAUCCUUGGGAGCGUGAAUGUGAUUGGGGAAACAACACUUUUGAGAAUAGCACACGGGGAGACCCUAGGGAUAUCUCAUGGGAAAGCAACCACAGGGAGAAGAAUAACAAUAACUGGGAGAAUCCAGAACCCAGGAACAAUGCAAGUUGGGGGACAUGGAAUGAGAAUUACAGAAAGAGAGAUGGUGCCAGUCAAUACAUGUCUUGGGAAAGAGAGAAGGAUCCAGUUGGAACCAUUGAUGACUCAUCAGAACCAGGAUUGCAAGUUUCUGUUCAUAACGCCAAUAAUGCUGACAAUCCUUGGGAGCGUGAAUGUGAUUGGGGGAACAAUACUUUAGAGGAUAGCACAAGGGGAGACCCUAGGGGUAACUCAUGGGAAAGCAACCAAUGGGAGAAGAAUAACAAUAACUGGGAGAAUCCAGAACCCAGGAACAAUGCAAGUUGGAGGACAUGGAAUGAGAAUUACAGAAAGAGAGAUGGUGCCAGUCAAUACAUGUCCAGGUAUAAAACAUCAAGGUUUCAAGGAGAUUACAACCAAACAGAUAAUGGGUGGAAGAAUGGUCGAGGUAGGAAGAGGGUAAAUUUAUUUUAUGAGCGCCCACGAGUGGAUAAAAAACCUUUAGCUUCACAACGGUGGAACUCAAUCCAUUCUUGCUGGCCAAUUAGUCAUCGUGGAUCCAGGGAAUCAGGCAAUCCGUGGAGUUGGGAGAAUUCUGUUUCUUAGUAAUGAAUGACCUUGAUCUAUCAAUCUUAUUUGAUUUUUUGCAGUAUAACUGAGUUAAAAUACCCACUUCAAUUUGCAAUUCUGCUCAAAUUGCAAUGGGAUAAUAUACUAGCUUCUUAUUUCAAUCUUGUGUAUGUAUGUAGUCAAUUUUCUUGAGCUAGUCCCCCGUCCUAUAUUGAAAGGGCGUGGGUGUAUGUAAACAAUGAAAACAAGCCAUUUUUUUUUUCU
This is a messenger RNA of Telopea speciosissima, 1563 nucleotides long. RefSeq names its product bifunctional endo-1,4-beta-xylanase XylA-like. Bases 40 to 1335 code for a protein of 431 amino acids. Lineage: Eukaryota; Viridiplantae; Streptophyta; Magnoliopsida; Proteales; Proteaceae. The transcript has 3 exons. The record is from RefSeq and is a predicted model, not a curated record.